Molecule: messenger RNA, 1782 nt
Organism: Juglans microcarpa x Juglans regia
Lineage: Eukaryota; Viridiplantae; Streptophyta; Magnoliopsida; Fagales; Juglandaceae
Product: probable inactive nicotinamidase At3g16190
Exons: 5
Coding region: 167-754 (195 amino acids)
Source: RefSeq, a predicted model, not a curated record
AGGAAAGAAAGAGUAAGCAACAAGUAUUGGGUGUGGAUAAUCGGGAGGAAGGGAGUAGAUGCCGUUGAUCGGAGUCUUGGACUUCCUAUUUCGUCUAAAAUUUUCCAGCACUUAACUAGUAGCUCUUGGGGUUUUAGGGUUUUGGAAGAAUCAGAGGCUUUAGGACAUGGCUGGUAAAUGGAAUCACACAGCUUUACUCGUUAUCGACAUGCAGAAAGAUUUUAUACACGAGGAUGGUCUGAUGCUAGUGAACGGUGGCAGAGCCAUAGUUCACAAUGUAAUCAAGGCCGUCCAAGUCGCCAGGGAGCGUGGAAUUCUUGUAGUUUGGGUUGUUCGUGAGCAUGAUCCACUCGGGAGAGAUGUGGAACACUUCCGCCGGCAUUUAUAUGCUGCUGGGAAAGUGGGUCCAACCGCUAAGGGAAGUGUGGGUGCGGAAUUGGUUGAUGGCCUUGUGAUUAAAGAAGGGGACUAUAAAUUGGUGAAGACGCGCUUUAGUGCUUUCUUUGCUACACACCUUCAUUCUUUUCUUCAGGGUGCCGGAAUUAAUAAAUUGGUUAUCACUGGUGUUCAAACUCCAAAUUGCAUCAGGCAGACUGUCUUUGAUGCAGUAGCAUUGGAUUAUCGAUCUGUUUCUGUUAUUGUUGAUGCUACUGCUGCUGCUACACCAGAGGUGCAUGUUGCUGGCAUUGCAUUUAAGCAACCUGCUAUUCUAAAUAUCAACUGGAAGAUGCCAUAUCAAUUCCUUGGAGUCUAGCUGCGUCAGUACAAUUUUUUCUCAAUUUUGCUGCCCAAUUCAUGGGAAGGCCUUGUAGAUACAAGGAUUAGCGAUUAGUGAUGUAAAGGUCAGAGUUGAAACUCAAUGCAGCUAGUAUCAGCUAAACCUGCCAAUUAAUUUGAACGAUCAUAUAUUCUCUAUCAAAGUGACAUGUUAAAGGGAAGUUGUAAAUGGUGACUGUAGCCAAGUAGUGGACAAAUGUGUAUUGGGCAGAAGAAAAGCAAGAGCUAGAUGUCUUAUUUGCAUUAAUAUGUUAUUCUGAGAGCAAAUUUGUUCAAGGGACUGCUACUUGAAACACAGAAAUUAAUGGUUUUAAUGAUCUUGGAUAAAAAUCAUAUUAUGGCAGUAUUAGGCAAGCUGAAGUGAAGGAAGGGUAAAGUGAUUGACUAGAGAAAUUUUAUACUGGAUGCUGACUUAUAUAGAGUUUAGAAAUGUAUGCUGCCGUUGGGACCUUUUAUAGGAUAAUCAACCUGGACUAGAAACAAGAGCCAAAACUGGAGGAUGGUUACUGUAUCCAAAGGACAAACGGGGUGAAGAAGUUUUAGCACAUUCAAAUUGCUCUAAAAAUCAUUUGUUCCAAGAGAAGCUUUUGGAACUGGUUCCACAUGCGCUGGCACUAAUCCUUGUCUUGCAGUAUCUCCUGAUCAUUCUUUUAAACUUGAUUACUGAAGACAAUGAACAACUCAUGGAGAAGUUGUUCUGAAAGACCUUGAAUCAGAUAUGUACUUCUCUUCUGGCAUGAUGGGUAAUGGGCAAUAAGUUCUUGGAAAGUGAUUACUUACUUUCUGUGCUAUUACAUGUAUUUGGUAGUAUGUUAUAAUCCUUAAUUACUCCUGCUUCUGGUGUAGCAUGCAGAUGCAGCUGUGAUGUAUUACAUUUUGAAGUUUUUGUUUUAUUUUCUGAUCUUCUAGCAAAUUCACCUCUCCUUGAAAUUAAAAAUUUGACUUCAACGAUAUGCAUAACUGACGUGGAAUCUCUAUAUCAUUUGAACCAGCCAACAUCUUUGA